AUGAGGGAGAGGAUGCCUAAAAAAGAGAUCGUGGAACCACAGUGGAUUCCUCAGAGAGAUUAUGCUAUCUCCUGUUUGAAGAUUUUUGAUCAUAUAGUGCACAUCUCGGUGCACUCGGUCUUGACUGAGGUUAUUGAAGAGCGAGCGACCUGCUCGUCCCCGACAGGUGCGCCCCCUGGCGUGCAGAGUGGAGACAUCCGCCCUACCCCUGCAGGAAGGAGCCAGGUGGGCAGCAGUACCUCGCGCGGCCACCAGGCGGCGAUGGCCGCAGCGCUGGCCGCCAGCCUCAGACCCCGCCCCGUGACCGUGGCCGUGACCGUGACCGCCCGCUGGGCCGGGCCUGCGUCGGGCCGGGCUGCUGCGCUGCGCCCCGGGAUGGCCCAGGGCUGCGCGCCGGGCGCCGAGGCCUCGGGGAGCGGCCCGGCGCUGCGGGCGCUCGUGCGGGAGGCGGAGACCAGCCUGCUCGAGUGCAAGGUGUGCUUCGAGAGGUUCGGCCACCUGCAGCAGCGGCGCCCGCGCAACCUGCCCUGCGGCCACGUGGUCUGCCUGGCCUGCGCGGCCGCCCUGGCGCACCCGCGCACGCUGGCCCUCGAGUGCCCCUUCUGCCGGCGAGCCUGCCCGGCCGGCGACACCAGCGACUGCCUGCCGGUGCUGCACCUGCUGGAGCUCCUGGGCUCGGCGCUGCGCCCGGCCCCGGGCGCCCCCCGCGCUGCGCCCUGCGUCCCCGGGAACCUCACCUGCCACCAAGCCUUCGGCGGCUGGGGGACGCUGGUGAACCCCACGGGGCUGGCGCAGUGUCCCCAGACCGGGCGGGUCGUGGUGGUGCACGACGGCCGGAGGCGGGUCAGGAUCUUUGACUGCGGGGGAGCGUGUGCGCAACAGUUUGGGGAGAAGGGAGGUGCCGCCCAGGACAUUAGGUACCCGCUGGAUGUCACCGUCACCCACGACUGCCAUGUGGUUGUCACCGACGCCGGCGACCGGUCCAUCAAGGUGUUUGAUUUCCUCGGCCAGGUGAAGCUGGUCAUCGCAGGGCGGUUCUCUCUGCCUUGGGGUGUGGACACCACCCCUCAGAAUGGGGUCGUGGUAACUGAUGCCGAAGCGGGUUCGCUGCACCUCCUGGAAGUCGACUGUCCGGAAGGGGUGCUGCGCAGAGCCGAGAGGCUGCGAGCUCACCUGUGCAGCCCCCGAGGCGUGGCCGUGUCCUGGCUCACCGGGGCCAUCGCGGUCCUCGAGCGCCCCCUGGCGCUGGGGGCGGGCGCCUGCAGCACCACCGUCAAGGUGUUCAGCCCCGGGAUGCAGCUCCUCCGCCAGGUGGACACCUUUGGGCUGAGCCUCUUCUUCCCCUCCAAAAUAAUCGCCUCCGCCGUGACCUUUGAUCAGCAGGGAAACGUGAUUAUUGCGGAUACUUCCAGCCAGGCCGUCCUAAGCUUAGGGAAGCCCGAGGAGUUUCCAGUUCUGAAGCCCAUCAUCACAUGUGGUCUUUCCCAUCCCGUGGCCCUGACCUUCACCAAGGAGAGCUCUCUUCUUGUGCUGGACAGUGCGUCCCAUUCUGUAAAGGUCUAUGAGGUUGACGAGGGCUGAUGGGGUGCACUCCUGAACCCCGAGUCUGGAGUCAGAAGCCCUGGAGCGGCGUUGAUGAAUGAACUAGUUAGCCCUGGAUAAUCCACCAAAGUUCAUUUCUCCAAUAGGGAGAAUUAUGACUGCCUGAUAGGCUUGUGAAAGUUGAGGCAGGUAUUAAAGAAGAAGAAUAAAUUUGCCAUUUAUUGGGUAUGUACUCCCUGUGCUAAGAAAUAGAUGAAUAGUUGAGGCAGGUAUUAAAAAAGAAGAAUAAAUUUACCAUUUAUUGGGUAUGUACUCCCUGUGCUAAGAAAUAGAUGAAUAUUUGCUUAUUUAAUCCUUGCAAAUACCCAGUGUGGUGGUGUCUGUUACUAAUGCCGUUUUAGAAGUUAGGAAGGUCACAUUUGUGACUCCCAGGUCACAUUUACCGAAUGUGACGAUCACAGUUGAAUUUAAUUCUGACGCAAAACCCCUUGCUCUUAAGUGAGUUCACUUCAGAGGUGGGAGAAAUGUGGUUGUAUGUUGCUGCUGUGUGUAUUCUACUUGCAAGUUGCUAUUUCUUUCCUCGACUACACCAAGAUAGGAGACUUUAUAGAUUUCAGGAGAAAAUGGAUAUGGGUGGCCAUUGGUUUACUGCAAUUUGCAGCUCCUCUACAGGCCCAGGAGAUGGAGUUCCUGUGGAUCCGGAGCUAAUAAGAGAGACAAUUGAACUGCUAUUCAGAAGGUAAUCGUGUCUUUUCAUACCUGUGCCCCUUCACACACGCAGGUAGACACUCAGGAAAUACCGCUCGGUUAAUUGAUUAAUGCCUGUGUGGGUGACAGUCCUGAAUUACCGAGGUUACUAGCUAGAGGGCUGGAUGAUAUUCCUGUUACACGUUUAAGUUAAUAAAGAGCUAAAUCCCAUUGCAACUGGCUCCUGGCUGAAGUAGGUUUACUUGUCUUUUUAUCAUGAGCCGUGACCUUAAGUGCUUUUGUAAAGGGGAUUUUCUCUGUGCAAAUUAAAUUUGGACCGUGUGUUGCAACCACUGUGUUCUUGGUAAACAUUUCCUUGGCACUUAAGAGCAUUUAGGCCUCUGGUAAACACUUAAAUACUUCUUGAAUUUGAAGUAUAGCCUUGACUGAGGUAACACCUACUUAAUGUUGCUGCUGACGUGAUGCCCGAGAGUUACCUAACCAAAUCCUGUCCUGUUUCGGUUGGGGGAGAGCAGGUGCUUUAAAAGAAUUGUCCCAGGUGACUCUGUGUGCAGCCAGUUUAGGUCACACGGCUCAUCAGACUAGUCCCAGCGGUCCCUUUGUGGUGUCUUCUCCCCCACAUCUUCAUCCCAACUUGUGUCAGCACUAGUGAGACACUGCGAAUUUCUAGGAAAUACACUGUGGUCAUUCAGAUGACCAAAAAGCAUAUUUCUCACCCAUUUGGCUUCAUUCACAGUUCCUGGCUCACAGCUCCAAAAGCCUUGGAAUUUCCUAUACAUGCAGGGUGACACUGGUGUCUCAUCAUAUUCCUGAGGUGACGCUCAGGGAAUCACUAAGAUUGGGAACUGUUGUCUGGAGAACCAAGCAAGUGGUAAAAAGGUUGGAAUUUGGGCCUCCCUGGUGGUACAAGGGGUUAAGAUGCAAUCUAUGAAGGUGUCAGCAGCCUCUGCAGCACGAGUUUGAUCCCCGGCCAGGGAGAUACCCACAUGGCACGGCAGACCUCUCCUGUCUCACCUGCUGCUGCCCUCAGCAGUGUAUUUUGGUCAAUCUGCCUGUUCUGUUCCCCACUCUGUCUCUGGUGAAUGCUCUCACCCCCCCGCACCUCUGGCCUGUACUUGCGUGCAUGCAUAAGCAAAUAUUUUUUUUAAAAAAGGUUAGAACUUCCACUCUUUCCAAAUGGGGACACCCAAUGGCCUCUUCUACAUCUCCUUCCUGUUUUGUGCCCUUCUCUUGGGGGUGUAUCUGUCAUCACUAUCUGCCAUCACCACCCCGGGUCCCUGGAUUGCACAAGUAACAUAUGUUCGUUGUAGUACUGGAAAAUGUAGAUGAGCAUAAAGAUAUUUAAUCACUUUUAAUUAGAGAAAACUGUUUCCAAUUGUGAGUUGAAUUGACUCAUCACUGUGGUGUUCCUAGAAAUCACUCCAUAAUCCAAAUUUGUAAAACACUGACUAUAGCACAUAAAUUACAAGCUGUUAUACAAAGUGAAGUGAAGUUCAAUUUUGGAGCUCCCAAACAUAAGAGGUCUCUGUGAUGGGGAGAAAGGGAGGCAGAGAAGAGAGAGACAGACAGAGAGAGGGAUUUCACCAAAUGUUCCCUCUGCUCCCUGCAGUUCAGCGGUACCGUGACUGGGUCUUGCUGUGAGUAGAAUCCAGACAAAGCAGGACACGGGUAAAUGUUAGAGACAAGGUAUAAGUCUCAAGUUUUAUAAUGAAAGCUUUAGAAUUUACAGAGACAAACUGUCAGAUUUUGUACAGUGCAAUUUAUUUAUGCAUACAAAAACUGGGGUGUAUGCCAGAGAUGUGGUGUGCGUGUGUGUGUGUGUGAGAGAGAGAGAGAGAAAAGAUUCACCAGAGACAGAGUGGGGAGCAGAACAGGCAGACUAACUGAAACACACUGCUGAGGGGAGCAGUGGGUAAGA
Messenger RNA from Talpa occidentalis (Iberian mole), 4168 nucleotides. It is a transcript of the gene NHLRC1, whose product is annotated as NHL repeat containing E3 ubiquitin protein ligase 1. NCBI's taxonomy places the organism in Eukaryota, Metazoa, Chordata, Mammalia, Eulipotyphla, Talpidae. Gene Ontology annotation, molecular function: ubiquitin protein ligase activity; translation repressor activity; protein binding. The record is from RefSeq and is a predicted model, not a curated record. Bases 1 to 1581 code for a protein of 526 amino acids. The transcript has 2 exons. Gene Ontology annotation, biological process: protein polyubiquitination; negative regulation of translation; proteasome-mediated ubiquitin-dependent protein catabolic process.